UCUACGUACUACAUUAUCCACCACUCAAUUUUUGUGAAGGUUGUAAGAAAGUUUCUUAGGGCUUUAAAUUCUAAUUCUAUACAUAUUAGGUCGAUCGAUCGAUGAUUAGUCGAUUGAUCUUUCAAGAUUUUGAUCUUGACAUUUGAGUUCUUCUUGAGUUGCUUUUCUUGCAAGAGCUGAAGUCCUAGCUUUCUUGAAGUAGGAAUUAAUCAGGCUGUUUGGUUACACAUCCAUGGAAGAAGCAUAUGAAGUUGAAAUCCCGUGUCACUUUCUGUGUCCCAUCUCCAUGCAGCUCAUGAAAGAUCCUGUCACGGUCUCAACCGGGAUAACUUACGACAGAGAAAGCAUCGAGAAAUGGCUGUUUUCGCGCAAGAAUCCGACAUGCCCCGUCACGAAACAGGAGCUUUUUAACACGGAUCUGACCCCAAACCACACUCUCCGGCGACUGAUCCAGGCUUGGUGCACUCUCAAUGCAUUUGAAAGAAUACCCACCCCGAAGCCCCCCGUUGACAGAUCCCAGAUUGUAAAGCUCCUGAAUGAAGCCAAGAAUUCGCCGAAAUCGCAGCUUGUUUGUCUCCAGAGACUCAGAUCGAUCGCGCGCAGAAACGAAAGCGGCAAAAACCAUCUCCAGGCCGCGGGGGCGGUUCAUUUUCUUCUCUCCGUUGUAAGGAAAAACGAGGACGCCUUCUCCAGGGACGAAGCUUUGAGCCUUCUGCAAGAAAUGGAGUUGUCUGAUUCAGAUUUGAAGACAUUUUUGUCAGAAAAUGGAGGGAUCCUGGAUUCCUUGAUCCAAGUACUGGAAACUGGAGAUUGUCAGAACCGGACUGUAGCCAUGAUGUUAUUGAAAUCCGCAUUCUAUGUAGCCGACCCCGCAGAUCUGAUCGGGUCAAGGCCCGAGUUAUUCACCCAUAUAGUCCACAUUUUGAGAGACAGGAUAUCCCAGCAGGCCACGAAGGCAGCACUUAAGCUGCUGGUGGAGCUCUGUCCAUGGGGGAGGAACCGGAUCAAAGCGGUGGACGCCGGCGCCGUUGCCGCCCUGAUCGAACUCCUUCUUGAAACGGCCGACAGAAGGGCCUGUGAGCUUGUCCUGACGGUUUUGGAUCAGCUGUGCGGCUGCGCCGAGGGCCGGGCGGAGCUGCUGAGACACGGGUGCGGAUUGGCCGUCGUCUCCAAGAAAAUACUCAGGGUUUCUCACGCAGCAAGCGAGAGGGGUGUAAGAAUCCUGAGCUCGAUUUCAAAGUAUUCAGCGAAUUCCUGGGUUCUUCAAGAAAUGCUGCAAGUCGGGGUUGCGUCAAAGUUGUGUUUGGUGCUGCAAGUGGAAGCGAGUCUGAAGACUAAAGAGAGGGCUAAAGAAAUCCUGCGGUUGCAUUCUAGGGUUUGGAGGGAUUCUCCAUGUAUUCCUCCACAUUUGCUUACUUCUUAUCCAUCUACUUAGAUGAUGAUGAUGAUGAUGUUUUUUUUUCUUUUCUUAGAUUUUGUAAGAAAAUUGGACUGGAUUCGAGCACGAUGAAAAUGGGAAAUUUUAGUUCAA
Molecule: messenger RNA, 1531 nt
Organism: Sesamum indicum (sesame)
Lineage: Eukaryota; Viridiplantae; Streptophyta; Magnoliopsida; Lamiales; Pedaliaceae
Product: E3 ubiquitin-protein ligase PUB23
Biological process (GO): protein ubiquitination
Molecular function (GO): ubiquitin protein ligase activity
Source: RefSeq, a predicted model, not a curated record